UCAACAUCGUAUUAUAUCGGUUUCAUUCUCGUAUUCAUCGUCGUCGCUGCUGGUCGCAUCCUCGGACCGAGUCGAGUCCUUAGAGCGAUUUAGUGCCAGGAUUCACAGCUCUGGGCAGCAUCGCGCCAACAAGUUGAACUCUCGGCUCGAGCGGAACAUCCCACAAAUCAACAACAACAACAACACACCAAAAAUCUAGCUGCUAGCUCUUAAUUCCACGAACAUAAAAAAUCAUCAAAAAUAAUUUCAGAAAAAAAAUUAUCAAAAAUUAAAUAAACAAAAAAUUCGAAAAGUUUUCAAGAAAAAAAUUAAAAAUCACAUAAUUCCUCGAGCAAAGCUUAAGAGACCAGAACCAGAAAAACAAAAAAUAAAUAAAAAUAAUAUAAAAACUUAAAACUCAGCAAAAAAGUAAUAAAAUAAAAGCGGACACGUCCACAAGAGACGGCAAUAAAAACAACAACAACAAAAAGAAGAAAAACACUUGGGAGACGAAGAGAAGGAAGCCAAAGUGUCAACAAGGACACUUCAAAGGACGAACACGGCGGCCGGCGAGUGAGGAGCCAAAAGAGCGAAAAGCGAGUGAGGAGACAGGAAAGGACAUCCCCUGGACGUAGGACGUAGGACGAGCGAGGAGCCAGAAGCCAGGAGCCAGGCGACAGGAACCAGGAGACAGAAGCGAAUUCCCCGCUGGCGAGCAAUUGAGCAAUUGUGCAAAAAUGGAUGCUCUUCGCUUCCGUGGAUCACCCUUUGCCCGUUUUACGGGCCAAUCGACCGGACCCGGCCACCACCGCCCCCCACCCCAUCCCCAACGCCCCCAGCCCCCGGGAGCACCCGGCAUCGUCGCCCCCGAGCCACUGAUCGUGGUCGAGGAGUCCAACUUUGCCGAGGAACAGGAUCCGGAUAGCUCCGAGCAGACUGUCUCCAAUCGGGCCAGUCUGGACAUUGAUUCGCCGGUUAAUCCGUAUCUGUUGUCGCCAUGGCGCGAUCCGAGGGAGGCCCGGAAGCACUCCCUGCCCUCCCAGCAGGUCACCGAGGGCAUUACGGCCAGUCAGGUGCGUCGGUUGUCGGAGCGCGGGGGCGAGGGCUCUGGGCCGACACCCAAGGAGGCGGCCUUCCUGGCCACCCUAUCCCAGGCCCCAGCCCCCACCGGCCGACGGCACUCGGUGGUGACCAUUUCGAAGGUGCCCACCACUCUAUUUGGACGUUCGCGUCGGGAAUCAGUGGCCGCCUAUCCCAACAGUAAUGGAAGUAGCAGGAUUUUGAGUUCCCGUCGGGAGAGCAACACUGGGCCCCCAUCCACCGAUCCCAUCGGCAGCAUCCACAACCUCCAGCUGGACAUCAUGGACGACAUCUACUUGCAGUCGCGGAAGGCCCGCUUGAAGCUCUGGACCUCAUCCAACGAGAAGGUCUGCGAGGUCCAGACCGUCGACGAGGUGGGUGCCGCCCAGCCGGCUCGCCGCUUCACCAAUCGCCGCUAUUCGGAGUGCCCUCAGCCGGGGCUGGCCAGUUCCUUUCGCCGCUCCUCCGAACUACCGAUCGCCCCACCCACCACCAUCCAGCCCACCCAGAUCCAGGCCCCCCUCCAGCCCUCCGGCCCCACCAAUCGGGCCUCCACACGCCGCAAAAAGUCCGGAAGCGGCGGCGGACUUCUGGGCAGCCGUACGGAUAUUGCCGGAAUCUUUAGUUCCCUCACCAGCUCGGCCAUGGACAUGCACCGGCCGGAUCCGGAGGGAAGGGAUGGCAGCUCGGGGGCAUCUAGCUCCUCGGCUGCCACCGCCAGCAGCCCAUUUCUCAGCCAGACAUUUCAGGCCGCCGCCCGAGGACGAGCCACCAGCGCAACGCCGACGCCAACAGCCCACAGUGCUGGACAGGCCGGAGGAUGCAGCAGUGGUGCCGGUGGAAGCAAUGGAUUAUUAGAUCCGAAUGCAGGACGCUCCACACGCUCCAACAGCUUCGACGUGUCCUUGCUGAACAACGCCAAGCAGCUGGUGACCGAGGCGCAGGAUAAUGGAUCGGCCGCCUUGUCCGGAUGGUUUGCGAAGCGCCACCAACCGAUGGCCCGGAAGAAGAGUGUCCGGAGCAAGAGUUCGGCGGUGGCCCUAUCGAAGGAUGUCCUUGAACGGUUGCAGAAGAAGGACCCAUUGGGCGGAGACUCUGGCAAGCCGAAGUUAAAGCCGCGCGCCAAACAGAAGAGCUGGGCCGAUGCCACCAAGGCUAAUAUUGUGGAUGCCACCAUUCUGGGCACCGCCAUCGAGGGUUUCCUGCGCAAGAGCUCCAAUGCCAGUAUGGCGGGUGGCUCUGCUUCCGGUUCCGGUUCCGGUUCCGGUAUGGGAUCGGGCGCCUCAACAUCGGCAGCGGCACGCGGCGCCACGCCCAAAACAGGAUCGGGCAGUGCCGGCGGCAGUCCAGCCCACAGCUCCCGACGGAGUCGGGGUGUCGGCAGCAGCUCCGCCCAGUCGCAGGCCGGGCGGGCGGUGCGCUCCACGCUGAACUGGUUCGGGAAGGCCGACGAGGACGAUUCGAAGGACACGUGCGACGCCUCGUUGUGCGCCACGCUGAAGGACCUCUUUGUCAAAUAGGUCGGGGGGCGCAGAGGCAAGUAGAGCAGGGGGUCGCGUCCCUACUAAAGCAGCAUAACGCCAGCUACUUGCACCUCUGAGAUCCAAAACAUCCUUAUCGAAAAUCGACAAAAGCAACAACCAAAAAACUUAACAAACGAACAAACAAACGAACAAAGUUUGAAGCUGAAAAACACACCAGUGAACAAUAAAAGCAGCAGCUAGAUAAUAAUAAUAAACCAUUCAGACACAAAACACAAUGUCGACUAGUUGGCAGCACAAAAACAAUAGCUUAAAUGCGACAAAUAAAAAAAAAAACGAAAAGGCAGAGCCAUCAUCCCAACAUCCCACGUAUUGAACAAAGAAGUUAAACCCAUAUUCAGUAUUUAACAUUCACAUUGAAGCUCACAAAAGAAUUUUAAACCCAUUGCAUCCACAGAUAAAUAAUAAAAACAAAUAAUACGCCGACAUCAACAGAUUAUCAGAGACAGUAUGGUGGAAGGGGAUAUAUAUUAUAUAUCCGGAGAAGGGCUAGCGAUACCUGAGAAUUAUGGGAGUAUAUGGCGGCAGCAGUAUCGGGAUCAGAUAGAGAACUUAGAACUAAUAGAAACUGGAACAGCAAUACACACCUCAAAUGGCAGACAAAAGACACAAGCAGGAAACUGUACCUGAAGAGCAACACGGCACACUGACAGUUAUCGAUAGUUAUCGAAAAGAUAAAAAAAAAAAAAACAUACACAAACACAAUAAGAGAUCAUAGUAACGGUGAACAAUAACAGUACAAGCGAGUAACUAACGGUACAAGUAACUUUUAUUGGUAUUGGUAAGUGGCAAGGGCGAUUGAGAAACGAUAAGCGAUAUAUAGUGAUCGAUAGGCAGAUAUGUAGUUAAGCGACAACCGAUAGGUUUUUAAGGCAAACCGCUGCAGGGGAUUCAGGAAUCGGGAAUCGGGAAUGGGGAGGAAUGGACGACCCAGGACGAAACACCUCACCUCACAUCUAAUCCUCAAACGACGUGACGACAGACCUCAUUUAAUAUAAAUAAUAAAGAUACAGAUAAUAUAUAUUCUCAUACAUUUUCAUAACAUUUGUAUUUGAAUAAAAAUAAUUUAAAUUUUUGAAGAAAAAAAUUAAGAGAAAGGAUAAUCUCGAAGGGGAUUCGAACUUCGAGCAGAGAAAGCAGAAAUAUUUUUCUAUGUGCAGAGCAAUUUAGGGCCGAUAUCCGGAUUAAGGAUCCACCAAUAGAGGCCAGGAUGGGGAUUUUUUGAUAAGUUGCUAUAAAUUGCAACAGACAUACUUAUAUACCAAAUAUAUUAUAUAAAAUAUAUAGUACGUUUUUUUUUUGUUAAUUUUUUUGUGAAGAAAAAAAUAUCAAAAAAAAAAAAAAAAAAAAAUGGUGACGGGUUCGAGCUUGAAAGAGGUUAGAAAGUGGUUGCAUCCUUUGACAUCCUUUCAAGGAUACAGUUUACAGUAAAAUUACAGUUAGAAGUACAGUUACAGUUAAAGUGCUGCUUUAAUCGCACAAAUCGAGGCUGAAUAUCGGCGAAGAGACACAAACAAUCGAGUGAAUCAAGAAUGCUCAAGAAUGUGCUCGAACCGUUGCCAUGAAUACGAAUAUGAAUAUGAAUAUGAAUACAAAUAUAUGAAUAUGAAUAUGAAUAUGAAUAUAUGCACACAAACACCCACCCACACACAAAAUUCCCACAAUGAAAAUCAAGCACAGUUACGUGCCCAUAAAUAUAUAUAUAUAUAUAUAUUAUAUAUCUAUACACAUUAAUAUACAUAACAAUAUGCGAGUUUAUUUAUGCGAUGAAUAAGAAAUAAAUGUCUACAGACUCAAGAGUUUUAAUCAAUGUAAACCACACAAUAAAUGUAAUUUGUAUGUACAAUCUGAGCUUACUCGAGAGGCGAAUUCUUAAAAACCAAAAAGGCAUAAAAGUUAAAGGCAAAAAAAAAAAAAAAAUCAUAAAUCGUAAAUCGUAAAAGCCUAAACUAAAUCGAGUUUAAAGUCAAAUCGAAUAUAAAUUAAUGUUGGCGUUGAAUAUUUAAUGUUCUUAGCACAAAAAAAACAACAAAGGAUAGAAAAAGCAAAAGCACAAGCGGAAAAAAGAAAGUUUUUUUUUUUUAAAGGGGGAGAAAGCGAGAUUUUAUUCCGGAAGUUAGAAAAAAAAAUCAAUUAAAGAAGAAAAAUUCAAAUUGGAAUUUUUCGCAAUUUCGCGACAAAAUUGAGAAAAC
Molecule: messenger RNA, 4792 nt
Organism: Drosophila ananassae
Lineage: Eukaryota; Metazoa; Arthropoda; Insecta; Diptera; Drosophilidae
Exons: 7
Coding region: 717-2579 (620 amino acids)
Source: RefSeq, a predicted model, not a curated record